This is a messenger RNA of Lycium barbarum (goji berry), 8657 nucleotides long. Its product is annotated as protein RER1A-like. The coding region runs from base 274 to 975 and encodes 233 amino acids. Gene Ontology annotation, cellular component: Golgi membrane. The transcript has 4 exons. NCBI's taxonomy places the organism in Eukaryota, Viridiplantae, Streptophyta, Magnoliopsida, Solanales, Solanaceae. The record is from RefSeq and is a predicted model, not a curated record. Gene Ontology annotation, biological process: protein retention in ER lumen; retrograde vesicle-mediated transport, Golgi to endoplasmic reticulum.
UUUUAUAUACUUAUGGUGGAAGCGGGUUCAUCACCAUGGCUCUGCCCCUGAAUUUCUAAUUAUAAUUCAUAUUAUAUAAUUGUAAUUAAGGUAAUAUAUGAUUUGUACUCCUAUCCUUAUUAGAAUAGGAUUCAAGGAAAGGAGGUCAUUAUAUUAUAUUAAAUUAUGUGAAUACAAAGGCCAAAAAACAUUCUUGUCUCCUCUUUUCUGGCUACAGGUUAAAUAAUCCGAUUUGAAUUUCAGACAGAGACCCUAUUAUUGUUGAGUUUAUUAAUGGAGGAGCUUAUUGAUGAUGUGAAGCAUUGGAUUGCUAUGCUUUGGAGUCUUGUGUCAACCCUUUUCCAGCGUUACUUUGAUACUGCGGACUUGGCAAUUACUCAUGCUCUUGGGGUUACUUGGAGUAUUGUAUCAUACCCUUACUACAGGAUCUCAAGUGUUUACCAGCAUUACUUUUUGGAUAAAAUCAGUCCUUAUGGCCUGUAUAGGUGGAUUGUAACUGCUGUCUUGGCUAUCCUUUAUGGUCUUAGGGUUUGUGUUCGAGGAUUCUACCCAGGCACAUAUUUAGUGUUGUUCCACUUCUCUGGAAUUCUCUGUAAAUUCCUGUCCCCUCAUGGACUACCUGAUCCUGAUGAUGAUGGACCUGUCUUGCCAAUCAAAGGCCCUCUCAUUCGUCAACUUCCCGAGUUUAACUUCUGGUAUGCCGCAACAAUAGAUCUCUGUCUGGUAUUUACCAUGACUUUUUUUCCCGUAGUUGAUGUUGAAGGUUGCUGGCCUCUCGUUUUUAUUGCCUGGUGUCUAGUAUACGGUUAUAAGAUGGUUGGUGUAAUUUUCAAGUCAAAGAGAUACAAAUACAACCCAUUUACCCUUAAAGAGCAGGAAGUAGUCAGGAAAAGGACAGCAGGAAGUGGCAGCAGCACCACUGUGAAAGGACAUCAGGCUGUGGCAGCAGCAUCUGGAAUACUGAUUUCUGUUUAAGCCGAAAUGGAGUAGGAAUUAGGAAAAAACAACGCAAAACUAUAUGGAAUUGCUACAUGUAAUUAUAACUAUAUCUAUAUCUAUCUAUCUAUCUAUCUAUAUAUAUAUAUAUAUAUAUAUAUAUAUAUAUAUAUAUAUAUAUAUAUAUAUAUAUUUCCUUAGUUUUUGUAUAAAAAAUCUUGAGAAAAUUAGGUUCUCUUAGUUUUUCUUUACUCAUUACUACUAUUUAUUUACUGUAGUUUACGUUAUGUGGGAUGAUAAUUAUAUUCACGGCAUAUUUACAGGUUGAUUGGUUUUGAGUACUUAUUUUGGUCUUUCCUCUUCUCCUCUUUAAGGUAUUUGCAAAAUAACAGCUAGAUUUUUGUUCAGUUAUCUAGGAGCAGAAAUUUUUGUUUUCUAUAUCUUCUUCUUAUUCUCUAAGAGCCCAUCUCUGCAUCAGUUAUGGAUUACACUUGCUUGAUGCAGCCUCGUAAAGUUGCAGAAUGGAAGUCUUGAGUUUGAGAAGUUGGCUACUACCAAUUGACGAUGUCAGUAAAUAAGCAAUGUGUAAUCUGGAUGCUAAACUGCGUAGUUUAGCUUCAUCUAUUCAACAGCUCUUUUCCAGAUUACUUGGGUGAAACUGAUCGCAUUUAUCCUUUUAGAAACUGUUUAUUAGGAAGCGUUGUCCAUUGUGAGGCCAUUAUGUGGAGUUCACUUUAAAGCUACUGCAUAAAGUCACAAGCAAUUGUUAGCCUUGCGACGGGCGAAUAAAUUAUCUAUUUUUGCAACUAAAGCCAGCAUUAGUGGCAGAGAAGUGGCAUGGAAGUGACUUAAAGAAGCUCUACCUAAUUUGGGCAAGAUUUCCUGUUUGUUUUCUCCCUGCCCAAGCAUCUGUGAAAGAUAGUGAAAGCCUUGAAGAUCAAAUUCAUCUACAUUUCUGUGCUCAUGAACAUUACGAAAACUGAAAAGCACCACCAAAAUCUCACUUCAUCUUAAUGAUGACAUUUAUCUCCAAGAUUUAGAAAUUAUGGACAAAGGCCUUCUCUUUCUGUCUGUUCUUCCCGGAGUGAGUAAACUGCAUGUAGAAAGCUCUAGGGGCGUAUAGUUGAUAUGUAGAGAUAUUGUGUCACGAUUACAAUCGUGUCAUUGGGCCGGUUCCUUUCUAAUUAUUCGAAUUGGUAUAAUUUCUUAGUGGGUUGUUUAAGUUGUUGGCCCAAUAUCUAUUUAGGUCUUGUUUUCAUCUUUUGUCUUAAUUUUCCCAAAGGCAGAAUUGCCAGCUGUAAUGGACAAGUGUCCCAAAUAGUACCAGUAUUACAAGGACAGUUAUAGCUAGCAAAAACCCUUUUUAUAUUCAGCUCUUUGUACGCAAGAGGUAAUCAUUCUAUGAAAAAAUUUGAAUUAUUUUCCUGUUUAGUUCUUUCUUAUUUUCUGUAUUUUCUCCUUUUAAUCCAAAUUCGUAGCUUGAGUGCUACAUUUGGUAUCAAGAGCAUCGAUCUUGGCCAUCAUGGUGAAUCCACCGCCACCGUUAGAACAAAGUGAUGGUGAUGGUUCUUCAAAUCUGGGUUUACAGUUGCAAAAUUUCAUGGAAAUCUCAACAAAACGGAUGGCAUUGAUGGAAGAGAUACAACGCCGUAACACUGAGAGUAAUCAGCGAAUGGAAACGAUGGUGAUGGAAAUUAUAAGGAGAGAUGAGUCUGCCACUGAGAAUCGUUCAUAUAUAGGUGUUUUGCAAGGUGGAGGACACUCUGAAAUCGAGUAAUCAUCAGUGAACGGAGCUUUACGUCCAGCUCCGUCAACCCCAAUGAACCCAGCUUAUUCAACUCCUAUUGAGGUCGUAUCGGCGACAUCCAACAUAAAUCGGAGUUUGGCCUUAACCACCACCACAAACCCUCUUAACUUUCGCCAUAGUACUUUUCCUAACUGGAGUGAAGCUCACUCUUUCUCACCAAUAAACCCCUAUUUUUCUCACUCCCUUACAGGCGCCAUAAACUCAACCAUACCCGUAUCCCUUAGUACCUCACGACCCUUCAUAAGUAAACCGGCGUCUAGUGGGUCGUCAAUCCUUGGUUUUAGCACAUCAGGAAACCCUCUAACCUUUGGCAACUUCAUGCCUUUUCCUAUCACAGAAACACACACGCCUAAUGUAACCCAUAUACCUAACUAUUCCUUCUCAACCCAAAUUCCCAACUACAUACCCCAGUACACUGUUCCACCAGCCCAAAUGACGAUGACAACCCAAAACUACCAGAACUCACACUACCAAACCCACAUACCCCGUUACGCAGCCCAAGCCCAAUAUAUUACUCAUCGAGGCCCAACCAAUCCCAUAAUACCAUCCCCACACUCUUCUCUAAUCAAGAUAUCAAUUCUCAGUAUUUAGGAUUCCUUAAAGCUAAAUUGGAAUUCCCUGAGUUCGAUGACAAAAAUGUUAGGGGUUGGAUAAGGCGUUGUGAGUAUUAUUUCGAUUAUUAUCAAGUCCCUGAUGCAGCUAAAAUGACUUACGUGGCUGUUAGUGUGAAGGACAAAUUUGAUAGCUGGUUUGACUCUUAUGUCAUAGACCAUGGUGGUUUGAUUUAUUGGAGCCAAUUUUGCAGUGAUAUUUGUGAACGAUGUGAUGGAAUGGGGCCAUUAGAUGUGAUUACUACUUUCAACCGUUUACAGCAAAUCAGAUGUAGAUUGUUAUCAAUAGAAGUUCGAGGACCUUCGUUGUAGAGUUCAAGUAGUGAGGCCUCAGCUAAACGAGUUGUAUUUCGUUACUUGCUUAGUGGGGGGCCUGAAAGAUGAGAUUGGACCUAUGGUCAGGGUGUCUAAUCCUUAAACCUUGGUGGCAGCUUAUAACAUGACCAAGUUAUAUGAGCAGUCACAAAAUGCCCAGGCUAAAAUUAAUGCACCUAGAUACGCGAGGCCCAAUCAAUUUGUGUCAAACUUUAAGGCAUCAGGUCAGUCCGGUGUGGGAAUUCACAAAGGCCCAAUAGUCCCUGCUAAAGUUCCAGGCCCUAAACCAACGCUGGAAACUCUAAGAAGAGAGAACCUGUGCUAUAAGUGUCAUGAGAAGUAUCAUCCGGACUAUGUAUGUAAGCCCAAAACAUUGAAUGCUUUAGAGGGAUUAGAAGAAGGUGUUCCAAUUGAUGCUGAAGAAACAAAUGAAGUGGUCGAAAAGGUCGAAGAAAUGGACCACGCCGAAGUUACUAUAAAUUCCCUGAUGAGCUUGGAUCAUGCCCCAACUACAAUUAGAAUUGUUGGUCUAGUGAAGAGACAAGCAGUGACUGUUCUAAUUGAUAGCGGGUCAACUCAUAGUUUUGUUGAUUCGUUACUGGUAGAACAAUUUGGCUUAAGGAUUGAAACCAUGGCGAGGCCCAUGAGAGUGCGAGUGGCCAAUGGAAAGAUGAUGAUUUGCAAAUACUUAUGUUCAGUUUUCAAAUGGAAAAUGAAUGAAGAGAAUUUCUCUUUUGAUUUGCGAGUCUUGAGAGCGGGUGGUGCUGACAUUAUUCUUGGCAUGGAUUGGGUCGAUGCAGUGGCUCCUAUAGUGUUGAAUACAAAGCCGCAUAGCAUUUCAUUUUUUAAGGGUGAUAGAUUGGUUACCUUAAUAGGGUGUAAUGUUUCUGUCCCAAAUGCAAUUACCGACAUCAAAUCCAUUCAACAACUGCUCAGGUUAGGCCAGUGUUAGAUUUCAGCCCAACUGUCAACAAUGGAUAUUGCUGAACUUGGGGAAAAUCUCCCAACACCCAUUCAUAAAUUAUUGGAUAUAUAUUCAGACAUCUUUUUGGAACCCAAGGGGUUGGCCCCAAGCAGAUCAUGUGACAACGCGAUAGAGUUAUUGCCAGGGUCAAAACCUGUUAACCAGCACCCUUACCGAUAUUCCUAUGAUCAGAAAAACACCAUUGAGAUGAUGGUAAGGGAUAUGGUGGAGGCUCAAACAAUUGUUCCCAGUACUCCACCUUAUGCAUCACUAGUUAUCUUGGUCAAAAAUAAGGAUUCAACUUGGUGAUUUUGUGUUGAUUACAGGAAGUUAAAUGAUAUUACGAUAAAAAUAAAUAUCCCAUUCCAGUGGUAGAGGACCUCUUAAAUGAACUAAAUGGUGCUAAAAAAAAUUCAAAACUAGAUUUGAGGUUGGGGUAUCAUCAAAUAAGGAUGCGACCUAGUGAUAAGUUCAAAAUUGGGCUUUUGGAAUUCAAGGUGAUGCCUUUCGGACUUACCAAUGCUCCUGCAACCUUUCAGGCCCUAAUGCAAGAAGUAUUUGGACCUUUUAUCUGGAGGCCAUUGGGCAAUUCUUCGUAGCUAUGGAUAAAGAAGACCAGUGGCACGUUCUGCAUCUUCUGUGAAUAGUAUGAUGUAUUCAAAUCUUCUUGGGUGUUAUUUCUGUAGAACAACAUGAUUUUAGCCUACUAUCUUCUUAGAGAAAGAGACACACUUGGCUUUCACCAAGUUUUGAUCGCAUGCCAUUCAAUCUAAGUAUUUUGAAUAGGCUCUGACUGUUUAACACUUGUUGACACCCAAUUUUGUCCCGCCUCUCCUCCGAAAUACCUAUUUACGCUUCUAAUAUUUUUUGGAAAAUUAAAAAAUAUAUAUUUAUAUUUUUACCAUAAUUAUCAGCCUCUUAUUAAUACCCACGUUUUAUUAUUCUAUUACAGUUACUAAUUAUUAUAAUAAUAAUAAUAAUAAUAAUUAUUAUUAUUAUUAUAAUUCACAAUUUUAUCAUUUCGGCAUUUUGCCAGCUUACGCACACGCAUCGCAUUUAUCUUUGCAUAAUUAAAUAAUAUUAUUUAUUUACUGUGGAUUUUCGAAAUAUUAUCGUCCGGCUAUUACAGCGUCAGCUUAUUUUCAUCUGAGUACUAAUAAAUACACACUUUUAUAUCAGGGGAUAUUUUAGCACACUUAGUACAUGAUUAUUUUAAAAUGGGUUUCUUAUGUAAAUUUAGAAGCCAAACUAUUUCUUCCACCCAGCCCACAUUUUCAAUCAAAUCAGCCCAAUACCUUAUCCUAUUAAAUCAGCCCAAUCUUCAUUAUCCAUUAACCCGGUCCAGACCAAAAAGGACCCGACCCGUUUUCUUAAUUAAUUGAAAACGGGUAGGGUUCCUAUCAUUCCCCCCCCCCCCCCCCCCCCCUUUUCCUUUUCCUCUUCUCCGCCGCGCCUCCCCCUUCCCUCUUCCACGCUCUCUCCUCUCUGACACCCCCGCUCCCCUCUGCCGCCUCCACCAUGCCCUGUUCCCUUCCCACGCCUCUGUUCCCCGCUCCUCUUCUCCCUCCAUUCCCUUUAUCAUUUUUUCGACCCAAAAAACCCUAUAAAAUGGGGUUGAAUCGUCUCAACAGGGAGAUUUUUUCGGGUUCAUGAGAUUACCCCAAGAAAUGGAGGGUUUUUUUUGGUGAAAUUCCCCAAGAACGGAGGAUUUUUCGAUUCAUAAGAUUCCCCAAGAACAGGUUGUUUAGCCGCAGAAAUCCCUAGAAAUUAAAGUUGGAAAACCCCCCUAAAGCUAGAUUUUUUUUAGUUGCAUAAAUUCCCUAGAAAUUAAGAUCUGGUCAGCCGCCCAAAUUCCUCUAAAAUAUUAGUUGACACAAUUCCUUUUGAUAUUGAUUGAAGAUACCACGCAUUUUAUGCCCUUUUCGCUGUUUCGAAUCCGAGUACGCGCAAAUCCGGAGGUUGGUAGUGUUCGAGUGUGAAUCCAAGACCCCGCAUCCACUUCGCUGCACCCGAAGAAGGUCAGAGAACUUAAUUCCUUUCAUUUAUUUUUCAGUUCUUGCACAUAAUAUGUUUAUGCGCUUAGUUUGCUGUUUAGUUUAAUUGUCGUUGGGGUAUGCUUAUAUGAUGUAUUUUUGCUGUUUCAUUUGAUUGUUUGUGGCUGGUUUGCCUUCAUUAUGCUCUAGUCUAGUUCAAGACAUGUUUGAAUGCUCUUGGUUAAUGUUUAGCCUGUCCUAUACUUAUAGCCCGCAUUAUUUUAGUUCAAGUCUAUGAUGUAGCUCCAAUGUGAUUUAGUCCUUGUUUGCUUCAUUCUGGUUCAUUCUCUUUGUAUGAUUUAAAUUGAAAACCAGAUCGUUAUACUUGUAUGUUUAAAGUUUAUGCUCUUUUGGUCAAUCUUGAUUGAUUUCAAUAAUGUAGGAGAUUAAGCUCGAGUCUUCAAGAUCUAUUAGCAGAAAGUGUAAAAUCUUUAAGGACAACUAAUGGGAAGAGAUCCUAAUGUGGUUUGUGGUAGCUUCUUGCACAUGAUUCUUAAUCUAAGAUAAAAUGUGAGUUAGCUGUUAUCAAACUAUAUCAAUGUGAUUAAGGCGUUGUUUAAGGCUUCAGCGAUUAUCAAUUUGUUCCUUUGAAGAAGCCUAAAUGGCAAGUAGCCAUAUGUUUAAUUCAAACCUGAUUAAAUACAACCCAUUAACUGAUCCCGGCUCACAGUUUGGGUAUGACUGUUAAUGCGCUCUAAGUUUCAUGCUUCACUAUGCACUGGUCAGCAUUCGCUAUACAUAAAUUUGAUCGGGACCUUAAGGGCUGUUCGAUUUGAAACAUUCGGAGGCGGUUGGUCAAAGAAUGUGAUCCCAUAAUAUGAUCUAUGUGCUUAUAUGUUAGCCUAGGUUGUUUGGUUACAUUAAAUGUAAUAAGGGUAAGAAAUAAUCUUGAAUUCGAAGCCUACUCUAGUCCUAAAGGGUUUGUCACAAUGCAACCUUCGUUAUUUAAUAAACAUGUAUAAAAUCAGUGGCUUGUCCUCUGAUCCCCAUAAUCUUCAUCUUCCUUUUGAUUUUUUUUUUUUUUUUUUGUUUUUAUUAUUUCCUUAUGUAUAUUUCAGUUCUGGUUUGUUUGUUUUGGUUUCUUGUUUGGUAUAGGGGCUAGUAUUUAAUGGUAUGAUCCUACGUUAGUUGUUUAGUGGUUUGCCUUUAUGUUAGGUCAUGUUUAAGGUAGCUUGAAGUACUAGUUUUAUGUAUGUUUGGGUGCUGUCCAUCAUAAAAAAUACAGUCUAUUGACAACCGAGUAUUAAAAGGUGAUUUAGCUAAAAUGUUAACUUAUCUACACUUAAGACAGUUCUAUUUAUGAUAACUGUAUUCCAAACAAAAAUCAGAAUAUGUUGCUAACAUAUAAGUUAUAGCGGAAUGCAUCAGUUAGGUAUUCGAAUGAUCUGAAAGAUUUGUUGGGACUUUUCUUUAUACCUACUGUUAACGCGUGUACUUGGAAGCUUAAUAUCAUAUGUGUUUUUGCCUUAUUUAAUAGUUACGUACGUUUCUAAUCCUUAUUAUAUUUCUCUUUGCAUAUACACUGUGGGAGCAAAAAUGGAGUCUUCAUCAAAGAUUCUCGUUGCCGCAAGCAGUCUCGCUUCGAGACUUAAUAUCCGCCGCCGCUAAACCCAAAAACGUGCAUUUGUUUCUCGUUCAUCUCUAUCUCUUUCUCUCGAAAUGCAGUCGAGCAUAAAAGGGAAGCGAGAGGAAAUCCGGGAUCUUCAUUUGUUUCUCAAAGUCGCUCUUCUGAUCCCCCAAUAAAUGCAUUCGAACUGAGGCUAGAAAAGAAGGGAGAAGAAAGGAGGACCACUGCAUUUUCUAACUUGUCUCUGAUGGUUAAUUCGUUGUUUGUUCUUUUUUUCUCAUAUGUGAUUGUUUCUUUGACUUAUUCUAGAUUAUCAGUCUUAGAAUAUUGAAACCUUUUAGAGUGGGUAUUGGGACAUCAUUGCAGCGAGCCAAAGUAAUUUCUUUUACAAAGCUAUAAUCCAUUUCACUCCUUUUGAGCAAUU